Molecule: messenger RNA, 450 nt
Organism: Mitosporidium daphniae
Lineage: Eukaryota; Fungi; Microsporidia
Exons: 1
Coding region: 1-450 (149 amino acids)
Biological process (GO): mRNA cis splicing, via spliceosome
Cellular component (GO): nuclear cap binding complex
Molecular function (GO): RNA cap binding
Source: RefSeq, a predicted model, not a curated record
AUGCUUAGGUUUGUGCCCACACUGUGCACACAUUCCAAGUACAAGGACAGGUACUUCCAGGGUACCGAUGACGAGUAUCACAGCCUGAUGAAAAAAACAGCCACAAUUUAUGUGGGAAACCUCUCCUUUUACACCACAGAGGAACAAAUCUACGAGGUUUUCUCCAAGGCCGGCAAAAUCAAGCGCAUCAUCAUGGGGUUGGAUCGGGUCACCAAGACCCCGUGCGGAUUCUGCUUUGUCGAGUAUUGGCUCCACAAGAGCGCCCUUGCUUGCGUCAAGUACAUAAAUGGCUCCAUGGUCGACGAGCGAGUCAUCCGCGCAGACUUGGAUCCGGGCUUCCGCGAGUCGCGCCAGUAUGGCCGCGGAAAGAGCGGAGGUCAGGUGCGGGACGAAUACAGAGAAGACUACGACCCCGGCCGCGGCGGAUGGGGCAAAGUGGUCCGCGAUUGA